Molecule: messenger RNA, 1150 nt
Organism: Andrographis paniculata
Lineage: Eukaryota; Viridiplantae; Streptophyta; Magnoliopsida; Lamiales; Acanthaceae
Exons: 2
Coding region: 127-795 (222 amino acids)
Source: RefSeq, a predicted model, not a curated record
CUUUGUCAAAUUCAAACAGAAACCCUAGCGAUUCCAAUCUCCGCCGAACUCAUCUGCUUUCUAUCGUCUUCUUGGAUCGAAAUCGGCUUCUCUGCUUGUAGCCUGGUUGGGAUCAUCGUCUUAUAAAUGUCGAAAAUGAUGUUGAGAUCGAGCGGGAAACCGCCACUUGCUGCUGCAAGAUCUCCGAUUCGGCUUCGUUCUCGGAGUAAACCUCCUCAGCCCCCCGCCGCCAGUAGCGCUGUUCGCUCCCCGCUUGGGUCAUUCUCCUACUCCAAGGUGUCUAACCACACAAGAGACACUGGGAAAUCCGAGCUUCGACCAGAGUAUCAUAGCAUAACCUGUGAACUAGAGGAACUGGCUAAUAUGGUGUACAAGGAACUCGGGUCCAGAAAUGGUGCCAUAUACGAUGGUGAGAUUCCUGGUGUUCAAACAGGCUCAAUAUUUGAGAGGGGCAGGUUCUACGAGGAAUAUUCUGCUAGAAGAAACGAGAGGCUGAGGAGAAAGAAGAGCGAAUCAGAGUUUGGAUACGAGAAGAAACCUGCUUAUGAUCUCGGCGUUAGAGUCGAGUCAGCCAUGAAAAGAGAGGCUAGCAAGUACAGCAGCCGGGGGAAGAUGACGGCAGUGGCUGCUGCUGCCACGCCAGAGAGGGCUGCCCCGACGCCGAGGUACUCAUUGAGGAGCAGCAGCAUGAGGAAGGAGAACAAGAAGCCGCUGCUGCCACCGAUGAAUAUAGCUGAGAAAUCUGUUGGAGUUACACAGAGGAAAGGUAGUGUUAGAAGGGUGAGGAAAAUCUAGUUGCCAAUUUCUUGUGUGCCUUUGUUUCUUGGUGGGAUUUGCAGAUUAGAUGAUGAUGAUGAUGGUAAUUAAAGAAUCAAACUUCUUAAGUAAUAUUUGCAGGGUUGGGGUUGGGUUGGGGUUGGGGUUGGGGUGGAGGUUGUAUUUGUUAUGUGCCCUUGUUUAUGCUGAAAACGAGGGAAGAUAGAUUGUUUUUCAUAAGUUUGUUUUUCGAUAUAUAUGUUUGUUAUCCUUCCUAUCUGUAUGUAUGUGUUGCUCGUUUAGGUUAGAUAAUCAUUAUAUUAUUGAGAAGGGCAGCGAUUGCAAUUUUCACCUUGGAUAAAUAGUGGAUUGGAACCUUUGGAAAAAUGAGCAU